Thermothelomyces thermophilus ATCC 42464 is the source of this 1296-nucleotide messenger RNA. RefSeq names its product polysaccharide lyase family 1 protein. Lineage: Eukaryota; Fungi; Ascomycota; Sordariomycetes; Sordariales; Chaetomiaceae. The transcript has 3 exons. Gene Ontology annotation, molecular function: pectate lyase activity. Bases 32 to 1042 code for a protein of 336 amino acids. The record is from RefSeq and is a predicted model, not a curated record.
AUCAUCCGCCCCAAAUACCCGGAUAUCCAACAUGCGGUUCAGUUUCCUCACUGUCGCCUCGGCCCUCGCUCCAUUGACCGCGGCGUUCCCCUUCGGGAGCUUUGGCCUCGCGUCGUGGGAUGUCGAGGGCUUUGCCAAAGACAAUCCCAUUGGCGUCACCACUGGCGGCGAGGGCGGGUCAACGGUGACCGUGGAUAACGCGGCCGACUUCAAGGCAGCUGUUGCGGGAGACGAGCCCAAGACGGUCCUCGUCAAGGGCGAGAUCAACCUGCCGUCCCGGCCAAAGAUUGGCUCCAACAAGUCCGUCAUUGGUGUCGGACGCACCGCCCACAUCACCGGCAGCGGCCUCGACGUGUUCAACUCGACCAACGUCAUCAUCCGCAACCUCAAGAUCAGCUUCAUCGAGGACAACGACUGCAUCACCAUCCGGAACUCCACCAGGGUCUGGGUGGACCACAACGAGUUCGCUUCCGACAUCACGAAAGGACCCGACGCCUACGACGGCCAAGUCGACAUCAUCCGCGGUUCCGACUGGAUCACGGUAUCGUGGAACUACUUCCACGACCACUGGAAGUCGUCCCUGGUCGGCAACGACACCACCUUCCGCGACAUCGACUUUGGCCACCUGCACGUAACCUACCACCACAACUACUGGCGCAACGAGGGUACCCGCGGCCCCGCCGGCCGCUUCGGGCACCAACACGUCUACAACAACCUCUACGUCGACUUCCUCUACCAGGCCAUCCACUCCCGCUCAGACAACCAGGUCCUCGUCGAGGGUAACGUCUUCCGCGGCAAGACCCGCGAGGCCCUGAGCACCUACGGCCUGGUGAUCCCGGACGACUCGCCCAACACCUGCACGUGCGGCGACGAAGAGCUGGACGGCUACGCCAACUUGGGCGCCAAAAACGAUUGGGGCAAGGCGACGGUCAACAUCACGCAGGUCGGCAACUUUCGAAAGGCACCGUACAAGUUCAAGUUGACACCCCUGCCGUUGGUUGAGCCGAUUGUCAAGCUCGGGGCCGGUGUGGGCAAGAUCUGAUGACCUCGAGAUUCGUGUGUGAGCCGAUGUUGCUUUUUUCUUCAGCACAGGGUUGUUGAAAAUACAUCAUAAUGGUACGAUCUGAGAGAGCUGGGCAACGUUUUGAUGCUAUAAACGAGUGAGUGACUGCCAUAUUCGGACACUCCUACUCAGCUCGUCGUCAGCCCAAAAGUGAUUGCUUUCUAAGUGCGAUGUGGCAUUAUUUCACCGGAUUUACAGCAAGACUUUGGCCAAAUGCGGGUAAUUAUGUCCUG